AUGGCACCAUCAGGAAGAAAACUUGCCGGGAAAACAGCCAAACCAUCACAGGAGGAUCCGGUUGUACAUGCUUACAACUUUGAAGAAAAUCAGAAGAAACAUCUGAGUGGCUCAGAAGAGGAUAUUAGAGAAGAUGAAACACCAGUCAUUGAUAAACAUGGGAAAAAAAGAUCAUCAUCAACUCCUCAUGCUGUAAUUGAAGAUGAUGUUGGGGGAGAAGUACAGAAUAUGUUGGAACGAUUUGGAGCGGAUAUUAACAAAGCACUUCUAGCUAAGAGGAAAAGAUUAGAAUUGUACACAAAAGCCUCUCUCAAAACAAGUAACCAGAAAAUAGAAUUUGUUUGGAAAACACAACAAGAACAAAGGCAGAAGAUCAACCAUGAGUACUCCCAACAAUUCCUACAUGCAUUUCAACAGUGGGAUGCUGACCUACAAAAAGCAGAAGAACAGGAAGAAAAACUAGCGAAUGUGUUUCGGCAACAACAAAAGGUAUUCCAACAAGCAAGAAUAGUUCAGAGUCAAAGACUGAAGACUAUUAAACAGCUGUAUGAACAAUUCUUAAAGAGUAUGGAAGACAUGGAGAAGACUCAUGAAAACCUUUUAACAGGUGCACAAAAUGAACUUCGCAAAGAAAUGGCUAUGUUGCAAAAGAAAAUUAUGAUGGACACUCAACAGCAAGAGAUGGCAACUGUUCGCAAGUCUCUUCAGUCCAUGUUAUUCUGAUGGCUCAAUGGAGAAACAACUUGAACCUAUGAUAGAUACAUUAGCCAUGAGAAAAAGAGCCAGUGUUUAAAACUCCAUAUUAAAAGUUACAUGCAUUGUUUGAAUACUCAGUAACAUUGCUUUGGAGCCAUUGCUCCAAAGCAACUACAACUAGUUAAUUAUCAGAUUUUAGCAUUAGCACAUCUGUACCUAUCCUCCCUCACUUCUUAAAAUUAAGCAUCUGUAUU
Molecule: messenger RNA, 950 nt
Organism: Eublepharis macularius
Lineage: Eukaryota; Metazoa; Chordata; Lepidosauria; Squamata; Eublepharidae
Gene: SYCP3
Product: synaptonemal complex protein 3
Exons: 8
Coding region: 1-723 (240 amino acids)
Biological process (GO): spermatid development; meiotic cell cycle
Cellular component (GO): synaptonemal complex
Source: RefSeq, a predicted model, not a curated record